This is a messenger RNA of Oryza brachyantha (malo sina), 908 nucleotides long. Its product is annotated as high mobility group B protein 7. The transcript is spliced from 4 exons. The record is from RefSeq and is a predicted model, not a curated record. The coding region runs from base 60 to 635 and encodes 191 amino acids. Lineage: Eukaryota; Viridiplantae; Streptophyta; Magnoliopsida; Poales; Poaceae.
UUCAAUCUUCUGCAGACAUCCCCAUCUCCAUCUCCAAAGAGAAGAUCAUCUCACGAAGCAUGGCGGGGAAAUCCGGCGCUCGCACGAGGAAGCGCGUGGAGGCGACGGAGGCCGCCGUCCUGAAGCGCGCGCGCGACGGCAGCGCCUUCACCCGCUGCGAGGCCUGUGGGAAGAGCGUCUCCGUCGCCCUCAUCGACAUGCAUAACUGCAGCCUCGACGACAAGAUCCGCAUGACCCUAGAGGCGCAGGUCGUGGAGCAGGCCGUGGAGGUGACGGCCAACACCAAGAAGGGGAAGGGCGACGACGACAACAAGAAGAAGAAGGGCAAGCGCCCGCCAACCGCUUUCUUCCUCUUCUUGGCUGACUUCAGGAAGGAGUACAAGGCGGAGCACCCCGGCAACAAGAGCGUCUCUGCUGCUGCCAAGGAAGGAGGGGAGAGGUGGAAAGCCAUGUCCGAUGAGGAGAAGAAGCCUUACCUGGACAAGGCAGCUGAGCUCAAGGCAGAGUAUGACAAUGGCGAGCACAGCGAUGAGAACAAUGUUGGUGGCAAAGCAGCAGACGAGCAGGAGGUAGAUCAGCCACCCAGUAAAUCUGAGCCAGAGGAAGAGAGGAACGAGUUGGACGACGAUAUGUAGUGUAGCUAGCCUGGGAUUUGUGUUUUGUAAAUGGCGGCGCACUUCUCGCUUGGCUAGUGACAGUGUAGUGUAGUGUAGUGCGGGCACUGGCAGGACUCAGAUUGAUUGAUUCUGGUGGUGGUGAUGAAUGCUCCUGUCUGUGUGUACCACUACUACUACUCCUCCGCUUGCACAUGAAUGAACUGAACGAUUCGAUUCGACUCGACUACUACUACUUAAUUACCCCCCAUUGGAUUGGAAUGGAUUGCACUUUCUUCCUCAUUCCCAUGUCAA